GUUUGAAUGGUCAAGGCCUAUGGCUGUUGAUCUUGCUCUGAGGCUGUAACUUCGACAGUCCGGUGAGAGAAGCGGAGAAGGCAAACUCCAGCCUAUCUGGUCGAGAGGCAUAGCUGUCGUCUGGUUAAAUCGCCUCUUUUCCCCAGAUUUCCUUGAAUUCUGCUAGAGUCUUCGCUUGUGUGUGAUUCCCUGCCUACUUCUCUUCCUCCUGAAGGCAAGUCUCAGACUCAAACCUGAGUGAGAACUCGGAGACCAUGUCUGCAGAAUUCUUUUCAUCUACAAGAGAGGAGGGAAGGCCUGACUCAGGACCUAGUUUUAGGUCCAAUCAGAGGAAGAUAUUAAACCUGCUCCUGGAGAGAGAUACUUCCUUUUCCAUCAGUUCAGAUAUCCCUAGAACCCCAGUGGAGAAGAAACUUUUUGGUGAUUCUGCAAACCUAAGCAUUUUGUCUGGAGAAACCCCAAAACGUUGCCUUAAUCUUUCGAAUCUUAGCAGCGGGGAGAUGUCUGCCACUCAGUUUACCACUUCUUCAGACCUUGAUGAAACUGGUCACUUGGAUUCUACAGGACCUGAGGAAAUACAGUUAGCUGGGAUGAAUUAUCACCAACACCUUGUAAAAUGCAGCCCAGCACAGCUGCUUUGUAGCACUCCGAAUGCUUUGGACCAUGGCCACAGGAAGAAAGAUGCAAUAUGUAGCUCAUCUACAAAUAAAGAGAAUGAAAACAGCACUUCAAAGCCCUUGGAGUGGUGGGUACCCAGGAACCUGAGGUCUCCUCUUUUUCUGCUGGACAAUGGAAACUUGGUGGAAAGUGAAAUGAAACAUCUGGACAGUCCUAUUACUACAGUUUCAAAAUUAGAUAAAAAUCCAGAGCUAGGAGAAAACCAGACAGAGGAGAUUUCAGAUGAAUUGAUGGAGUUUUCUCUGGAAGAUCAAGAAGAGGCCAAGGCAUCUGUGAACAGGAGCUGCCUGUAUCGCUCCUCUUCGUUGCCAGACAGUUUGAACAGUCCAGGACUGAAGCAGAUGGUAAAAUUCAAGGACAACACAAUACCAGAUAAAGUAAAAAAGAAAUAUUGUUCUAGCCACAAAGAGCUCAGGAAGGGUUUAGGUAUAAAGAAAAUGGUCUCCCUCUGUGACAUUAAUAUGACUCAGAUGCUGGAGGAAGAUUCUAACCAGGGGCCUCUGAUUGGUGAUUUCUCCAAGGUAUGUGCACUGCCGACCGUGUCAGGGAGACACCAAGAUCUGAAGUACGUCAACCCAGAAACAGUGGCUGCCUUGCUUUUGGGGAAGUUCCGGGGUCUGAUAGAGAUAUUUUAUAUCAUCGAUUGCCGCUAUCCAUAUGAGUACCUGGGAGGACACAUCCAGGGAGCUUUAAACUUGUACAGUCAAGAAGAACUGUAUAACUUCUUUCUGAAGAAACCCAUUGUCCCUUUGGAUACUCAGAAAAGAAUAAUCAUUGUGUUCCACUGUGAAUUCUCCUCAGAGAGGGGUCCCCGCAUGUACCGCUCUCUGAGACAAGAGGACAGGGCUGUGAACCAGUAUCCUGCACUGUACUACCCAGAGCUGUAUAUCCUCAAAGGGGGCUACAGAGACUUCUUUCCAGAAUAUAUGGAGCUGUGCGAACCACAGAGCUACUGCCCUAUGCAUCACCAGGACCAUAAGACUGAGCUGCUGAGGUGUCGAAACCAGAGCAAAGCAUGGGAAGGGGAGCGGCAGCUGCAGGAACAGAUUGCCCUGCUGGUGAAGGAUGUGAGCCCAUGAUAUCAGAUCACCCACUGGCUGCUUAGGACUCACCAAAAGACACUGUAGAAACCCUAAGCAGAAAAGAGGCCAUCUUCUAUGCAGCUAAACCCAAGAUGUUAAAAGAUCUCAGCAAACCAACAGGCUGCCAAACUACUGAAAUCCCAGGCCUGGGGACUGGUUAGGUGUCAGUAGAGCUCCUGGCUGGUGGGAAGUCCUGGAGCUGGCUCUAUAAGCCUGGAGCCUUGGGUUGCAUAGAGAUUUGUGUUGCUUCAGGGAGCUGUUGGAUUCCUCUUCCUAACUGCGUGAGUCUCCUCAGAGGUCAGCCACAUCUCUUUCCCCGUGGGCUUCUGUCUAUGCGAGAGAGAGUUGCCCAUCUUCUUUCUCUAUAUUUUCCUUCUUUGUUUCCCUCUCUCACCUUUUUUUAAAAUGGGAAAAUAAACAUUGAAGAAUGAGAAAUGCGAUUGUGAGCCCAGUCUGUUCCUAGAAGAUGUGUAUAAGGAAGUAAUCACCACAUUAAACUCCUUCGGACAAAGAUGUAGCCAUCUCUAUUCAUAGCUAAGGCCUAGGUGCUUUUCUCCAGACCAUGGUUCUCAAAGUUUGGGCCCUGGUCCAUCAGCAUCAUCUGAACUUGCUUGAAAUGUAAAUUUUCACAGCCCACUCCAGACCUACUAAAUCAGAACAUCUGAGGUUAGGGCCCA
Messenger RNA from Aethalodelphis obliquidens (Pacific white-sided dolphin), 2437 nucleotides. RefSeq names its product cell division cycle 25C (gene CDC25C). The transcript has 15 exons. Gene Ontology annotation, molecular function: protein tyrosine phosphatase activity. The record is from RefSeq and is a predicted model, not a curated record. Lineage: Eukaryota; Metazoa; Chordata; Mammalia; Artiodactyla; Delphinidae. Gene Ontology annotation, biological process: protein dephosphorylation; positive regulation of G2/MI transition of meiotic cell cycle; positive regulation of G2/M transition of mitotic cell cycle. Gene Ontology annotation, cellular component: cytoplasm; nucleus. Bases 255 to 1757 code for a protein of 500 amino acids.